AAGAAGAAGAGGGGGUGAGAAGAAUGACGUAGUUUCCUGUUUGGCUGCAGUGGUGGCGGGAGAUUCCAGCAUGGCGGUGCAGCCGAAACAGAACCUGUCCAUGGACAGUGCAGCCGAGCACGGCUUUCUAAACUUCAUCUUCUCCAUGCCGGAGAAGCCGGACACGACUUUCAGGAUAUUCGACCGCAACGACUACUACACGGCUCACGGGAAAGACGCCAUUUUCGCCGCGAAGGAGGUUUUCAAGACUAACGGGGUCAUCAAGUAUUUGGGCUCAGGGAGUCGUAAGCUGGAGAGCGUGGUGCUGAGCAAGCUGAACUUUGAGGCCUUUGUCAAAGACUUGCUGCUGGUGAGGCAGUACAGAGUGGAAGUGUACAAGAACCACAGCAAGAGCAGCAAGGAACACGACUGGAAGGUCGAGUUCAAGGCCUCUCCAGGAAACUUGACUCAGUUUGAGGAGAUCCUGUUCGGUGGUGCAACCGGAGCGGAGGGUUGUGCGGGAGUUGUAGCCGUGCGGCACGCUACAGGAGCCGACGGACAGCGCGUGGUCGGGGUCGGCUAUGUGGACGCAGCGCAAAGAAAGAUGGGAGUGUGCGAGUUCCCAGACAAUGAGAUCUUCUCCAACCUCGAGUCCCUGCUUGUCCAGAUCAGCCCCAAAGAGUGUCUCUUAGCCCAGGGCGAAGGCAACGCAGACGGCAAUAAACUACGGGAGGUGGUGCAGCGUGGCGGCGUGCUGGUCUCUGACAGGAAGAGAGCAGAGUUUAGUAGCAAGGAUGUGGUCCAGGAUCUCAACAGGCUGCUGAGGGCCAAGAAAGGAGAGACUGUGGCCAGCAACACGCUGCCCGAGCUGGACAAACAGGUGGCUAUGUCGUGCUUGGCUGCAGUCGUGCGUUUCCUCGAGUUGCUCUCUGACGAGUCCAACUUUAACUCCUUCAGUCUGACCACACUGGAUCUCGGUCAGUACAUGAGGCUGGACAACGCUGCUGUGCGGGCCCUUAAUCUCUUCCAGGGAUCCCCGGACGACACCACCGGAGCUCAUUCGUUGGCCGGUCUGCUGAACAAGUGCCGUACGCCGCAGGGUCAGCGGCUGGUCAACCAGUGGAUCAAACAACCGCUCAUGGACAAAACGAAAAUAGAAGAGAGGCUGGACCUGGUGGAGAGCUUUGUAUGCGACUCUGAGCUCAGGCAGACCUGUCAGGAGGACUUACUGCGGCGGUUUCCCGAUCUUCACCGCCUGGCCAAGAAGUUCCACCGUCAAUCGGCGACUCUGCAGGACUGCUACCGAGUCUACCAGGCUGUGAGCCACAUCCCCGCCCUCAUCACAGCUUUGGAGAGAUACUCAGGAAGCUACCAGGUUCUGUUGGAGGCGGUGUUCCUCUCUGCUCUCCGAGACCUGCAGACUGACUUCACUAAGUACCAGGAGAUGAUUGAAACCACUCUGGACAUGAACCAGAUCGACCACCACGAGUUCCUGGUGAAGGCGUCGUUUGAUCCAGUGUUGAGCGAGCUGAGAGAAAAGAUGGACGCGCUGGAAAAAAGCAUGCAGGCGGUGCUGAACAGCGCAGCCAGAGAACUAGGUCUGGAUGCCGGUAAGACGGUGAAGCUGGAGUCAAAUUCAAUGCUGGGUUUUUACCUGAGAGUCACCUGCAAAGAGGAGAAGACCCUGAGGAACAACAAGCGCUUCACCACGCUGGACGUUCAGAAGAACGGAGUGCGCUUCACAAACAGCAAGCUGAGCGCUCUAAAUGAGGAUUACACCAAGAACAGGGAGGAGUAUGAGGAGGCCCAGAACGCCAUCGUCAAAGAGAUCAUCAACAUCGCCUCAGGUUACGUGGAUCCCCUCCAGACGCUGAGCGACGUGAUUGCGCAGCUCGACGUGGUGGUGAGUUUCGCCGUGGCGUCCGUCUCCGCUCCCGUGCCGUACGUUCGACCCCAACUGUUGGCGGACGGCUGCCGGCGAAUGGAGCUGCAGCAGGCCAGACACCCCUGCAUGGAGACGGACGCGGACACCGCCUUCAUACCCAACGACAUCACCUUCGUCCAGGGAGAGAAGAGCUUCUACAUUAUCACGGGACCGAAUAUGGGAGGCAAAUCGACGUUUAUCCGGCAGGUCGGCGUCAUCGCUCUGAUGGCUCAGAUCGGAUGCUUUGUGCCAUGUGAGAAGGCGGAGCUCAGCGUGAUCGACAGCAUCCUGGCCAGGGUGGGAGCCGGAGACAGCCAGGUCAAAGGAGUGUCCACCUUUAUGUCCGAGAUGCUGGAGACUGCUGCCAUCCUGCGCUCGGCCACGGAGAACUCGCUCAUCAUAAUCGACGAGCUCGGCAGAGGGACGUCCACGUACGACGGCUUUGGUCUGGCGUGGGCCAUCAGCGAGCACAUCGCCUCCAAAAUCGGCUCCUUCUGUCUGUUUGCCACUCACUUCCACGAGCUGACGGCGCUCGCAGUGCAGCACGCCUCCGUCCGCAACCUGCACGUCACCGCGCUGACUUCCCACAACACCCUCACCAUGCUGUACAGAGUCAAACCAGGUGUGUGCGACCAGAGUUUCGGGAUCCACGUUGCCGAGCUGGCUUGUUUCCCGCCUGCGGUGGUCGCCAUGGCAAAGGAGAAGGCGGAGGAGCUGGAGGAGUUUCAGGAACCUGCGGGGGAGAAGUCUGAGCAGGAGGAAGAGCCCGAGGCCAAAAGACGACGGACAGACAAACAAGUUGGGGAAAACCUGAUCCAGGACUUUCUGGAGAAGGUGAAGUCACUUCCUGCUGCCACCAUGAGCGACGAAGAGGUGAAGUCGGCGCUCCGGAAAAUGAAGCAGGAGCUCGUCGGCAAAAACAACACGUACAUCGCAGAGAUCCUCGCUCGCUGCGCUCCUGCAAAAACAGCCUGACUUUUUUUUUUUAGACUUUACGUUCUCAUCAUGACCAACAAAGGUUCAUAUACUGUAGGCAGUCACACUAAAGCGCUUAUAUUGUACAGUUUUUCAAUAAAGAAUAUUCCUGGA
This is a messenger RNA of Larimichthys crocea (large yellow croaker), 2992 nucleotides long. RefSeq names its product mutS homolog 2 (E. coli) (gene msh2). The record is from RefSeq and is a predicted model, not a curated record. The transcript has 16 exons. Gene Ontology annotation, biological process: somatic recombination of immunoglobulin genes involved in immune response; mismatch repair; mitotic recombination. Bases 71 to 2878 code for a protein of 935 amino acids. Gene Ontology annotation, cellular component: nucleus; MutSalpha complex. Gene Ontology annotation, molecular function: ATP binding; ATP-dependent DNA damage sensor activity; mismatched DNA binding. NCBI's taxonomy places the organism in Eukaryota, Metazoa, Chordata, Actinopteri, Sciaenidae.